CUGAAGCGACGGGCUGAGUUUGGGCGAGGCUGCGGGCCUGCGCCGGUUUGGUCGCCAUAGCUUUGGGACUGCUCUGGGCCCUAGAUUUUUGAGAGUCCGUGCCCAAGGCCCUGCCCUACCCGGGUGCGGGGUUGAGAGGGAGUGGGUACUCCAAUGACAACUUCUCCCUCCUCUGCGGGCCCCGGGGAGGGCUUUGAAGAUGUUAGGCCGGAAGCCCCAAGCUUCCGUCUCUGAGGGCUCAGUCUGUGCUACAGUAACCGGAAGUUGCAGCUGUCCUCAUUCAUGGCGACCAAAGUUAGAAACCUCCGAAUGGGGCUGCUACAGGCCAGGCUGACGGCCACACUGGCUUGAAAGGCACAGCACGUGGGAGGAGAGGCUGGAGUGGGUUCAGACCUGCUUCCAGGACUUGAUGACACUCAGCCUAAGGGGAGGGAAGGCUCCAGUCAAUGCCAUGAGUAUUCAUUGUUAAACAGAAGGCAGAAUAGGAAGAUUAUGAAUUUUCAUGACUAAAUAAGCUAAUUUUUAGUUUUUCUAGGGGCUCUGUUACUUGUGACCACAAUGAAAGAUGUAGACAGUGAUGAUCUGGUAACUGGCACACUUCCCAAGCUCAAGAGCUCAAAAGAGUGGUUGGAACCACAGCCGCUUUCUUUCAUGGAGGCCUUAGCUAAAGAAGAUACUGAUGCAGCUAUUCAAUCAAUUUUAUAUAGAGAAAAUUAUGUAAUUAAGGAACUAGACAAGUAUUUACAUCAUCACGACUUCUUAAAUACAAGAAGAAAAGAGAUGUUAUAUAAAAGAUGGGCUGACCAUGUGGCAGAUCCUCUACAGAAGAAAGUUUUAGAAAAAGUUUGUUCAUAUAAGAAGAUUAAAAAAAGGAGACAAGAGGAAUCAGAUAGUUUUGUGAAAUAUGUAAAUAAAACGGGAAAUGUAUUCAUACAACAUUAUGAUCCAAAAGAGUAUGAUCCUUUUUAUAUGAGCAAAGAGGACCCUAAUUUUAUGAAGGUUAUAGUCCCACCAUUUCGUGACCCUUUGAAAAAAGCACAAUAUGACAAGGAUGAAGAAAAAAGAACUCUUCUUCAGUGUGAAACUGGCAAAAUAUAUACGAUGAAAGAAUUUAAAGAGAUUGAGAAGGCUCAACUGCAUUCCAGAUUCCCAAGUAUUUGUAAUUCAAGGCACUUUAUGAAUUCAAAUGAGUGGCUUAAAGUGCCCACAAGAUACAUAGAAAGUGAAUUUUGUAAAAGGAGCAGGUUAAAAGUGAAAGUGAAUUUUAAUGAUAGUUGUCUUGAUGUGAAACCCUUGGCAAGCACUUCUCAUCUUCUGGAGUCCCAGGAGGAAGAAAAGGCGGUUAUUUACAAAAACAAAGGGCCAUACUCUGUGGAGAAACAACCUCUCUGUUACCAGAAUCCAAGUCCCAAAAAGGCCAACUGUGAAAGGUUAUAGCAACCAAGGAGCGCACAUCCUGAUUCUUGACCUGUGAAAGGGGCCCACAAAAGAAGGCUGCUUCAAGGAAGUUACCUCCUGGCAGGAAUCCUUCAGGGUGAGGACUGAGGAAAGCACUCAAGAAUUGUUCUAUCCUUACCUGCUUUAAACUUCAUUUAAUUUUUGAGCUCAGUGCCUAUGAUAAUUAAGGAAUGGUAAUACCAUGAAUUGACAGUUGUUGCAAAUGUAUUUUCCCCAGAAGUUAAUAUUGCUGAAAGACUCAAUAAAAAUAAUAGCAAU
Messenger RNA from Castor canadensis (American beaver), 1716 nucleotides. Its product is annotated as protein FAM228B. Lineage: Eukaryota; Metazoa; Chordata; Mammalia; Rodentia; Castoridae. The record is from RefSeq and is a predicted model, not a curated record.